Messenger RNA from Oreochromis aureus, 1778 nucleotides. RefSeq names its product piggyBac transposable element-derived protein 4-like. The record is from RefSeq and is a predicted model, not a curated record. Lineage: Eukaryota; Metazoa; Chordata; Actinopteri; Cichliformes; Cichlidae. The transcript is spliced from 2 exons. Bases 1 to 1698 code for a protein of 565 amino acids.
AUGGCACGCAAUUACAGCACGCAAGAAGUUGUCGAUAUCCUAAUGCAGUCUGACAGCGAGGAUCUCCCCUCGUCACCCGCCGAGGAAGACUCCUCGUCACCCGCCGACGAUUCCGGGGAUGACUCGGAGGAUUCAUCCGUGCACAGUGAUCAGCUGGAGUCCUCUUCGAAAUCGUCUUCUGGAGAUGAGAGCGAAGGGGAGACGCAUGAUGAAGCAGCGGGAUGGACCACGAAAAACGGGAAGAUAGUUUGGUCCCCCACGAAUGCAGAGACGCUGCGCUACUUCCCGGCAGCCACGGGGCUUACUCCGGGACCCACCCACUAUGCCGCCGCCCGGAUAAUUGACCCGAUCUCCAGCUUCAUGUUGUUUCUCACAGAUGAGAUCGUGCAGCAUAUCGUUGCUAUGACUAACCUCCACGGCAGACGGACAAUGAAAGCCUGGCGAGAUUUGGACGCGGACGAGCUCCGGGCUUAUGUGGGGCUCAUCGUUUUGGCCGGCGUUUACCGGUCAAAACAUGAAUCUACCGAGAGCCUCUGGAGCGAAAAAUCGGGACGGAGCAUUUUCCGGGCAACGAUGUCCCACAAAAGGUUUCGUUACAUCUCCAGGGCAAUGCGGUUUGACAACAAGCUCUCCCGACGCCACGAUGACAAGUUUGCUGCAUUCCGCCAGGUAUGGGACCUCUGGACAUCACGCCUGAUCAUGCUGUUCAACCCCGACCAAGACCUCACUGUAGACGAGCAGCUGGUCCCAUUCAAAGGCAGGUGCGGCUUUAGGCAGUACAUGCCGAAAAAACCAGCCAAAUAUGGCAUCAAGAUUUGGGCAGCAUGUGACACGAAAACAUCAUACGCCUGGCGGCUGCAGGUGUAUACGGGGAAAGCAGCUGGCGCUCCACCCGAAGUUAACCAGGGGAUGAGGGUUGUGCUGCAAAUGACCGAGGGGCUCCAGGGUCACGUUAUCACUUGUGAUAAUUUUUUCACAUCGUAUGCACUGGCGGAGGAACUGCUGAAAAGGAAACUGGCACUUGUGGGCACGAUUCGCCAAUAUAAGCCCGAAAUUCCACCUGCUUUGCGCCAGGCAAGAGGAAGGGAGAUCUACUCAUCCAUCUUUGCUUUUACAAAAAAGCACACACUGGUCUCCUACAUUCCCCGACGGGGCAAGAAUGUGCUCCUGCUCAGCACCAAGCAUCGCAGUCCGGAUGUCACCGAUGGAGAUAAAAGAAAGCCCGUGAUCAUUGAAGAGUACAACCGAUGCAAAGGAGGUGUCGACAACCUGGAUAAGGUUGUCGGCACCUACACAUGCAGGAGGCGGACAAGACGCUGGCCAAUGGCCCUGUUCCACAACAUGAUAGACGUGUCACUGUAUAACGCCUAUGUGCUGUGGAUAUCAGUGGAUCCAUCUUGGCAGCAGCAGAAAUCCCACAGGAGGCGGCUUUACAUUGAAGAGGUGGGCGAAAGUUUGGUCAAGCCACAUAUGAUCAAAAGAGUGCGCCUUCCCCGCUCAUCAGCUGCGGCAGAAAUGGUUACAGCUGAGCGGGAUGCUACUGCCGCAGGCCCGUCUGUACCGAUUCAAAGCAGGGAUAGGAAGCAGUGCGAGCUUUGCUGUAACAGAAGACGGAGAAUUGGGAACAUCUGCAGCAAAUGCGGGAGGUUUAUCUGCAGAGACCACAGCCAGUUAAUCUGCGGCCUCUGCUCCACCUGAGGAGGACUUUUUCACCCAGCCACACACCCCUCUCUCUCCCUCACCCUCUAACAUGCUCUCCCUCGUUCUCUCAUACAUUU